Messenger RNA from Neurospora tetraspora, 1604 nucleotides. RefSeq lists its product as uncharacterized. The coding region runs from base 232 to 1413 and encodes 393 amino acids. Gene Ontology annotation, molecular function: ATP hydrolysis activity; nicotinamide-nucleotide adenylyltransferase activity. The transcript has a single exon. NCBI's taxonomy places the organism in Eukaryota, Fungi, Ascomycota, Sordariomycetes, Sordariales, Sordariaceae. Gene Ontology annotation, cellular component: nucleus; cytoplasm. The record is from RefSeq and is a predicted model, not a curated record.
CCAAGAUCGAGUAUACAGGUUUGAGGUUGCGCAAGGCAGCUUUUGAUUGCUAAUGACCUUCCGGGACCUUGGGGGUUAGCUCGCGUCCAAGCCCCCGCACUCCCCCGCUGUGGGGGUCUUGUCUAUUACUCAAUGCCAUCCACGUCAUCAUCAGUCCUUGAAUAAACAUUAACUCGAUUUAGACAAGAUCUCCCAAGCACGUUGCCCGACGCCGUACCUUGCCUGUAGCCGAUGAUCAACCCGACAACAAUGCCCCACGACGAAAUGCUCGAACACUCGCUCAAAGCGCAAUCCCUCCUCCUCCCCAGCGCCGCCUCCCGCCGUGCUCUAACCAACUUCUUCACCCGCGCCCUCUCCGCGUUCCAAUCCUCCUCCGACUCGGCGCAAAAGUUGCAAGUCGUUUGCACAGCCCCUCCAGCAAGCAGAAGUCAUGCUUCAGCGUCCGCCGCUGCUCAAGCACAAGGGGAACCGUACCCCCAAUCUCCAGCACCGAUCCCACCGGCGAAGCGACCGCAUACCCUGAUCGUGCUAGACUCGAGCUUCAACCCGCCUACGUUAGCGCAUUUGCGGAUGGCUACCUCGGCAGUAGAAGAUACCAUCAAGAAAAAGGGCAAUGAAAAAGACAUAACCGGCCUGCGACUCCUUCUCCUCCUAGCGGUCGUCAACGCCGACAAGGCGCCCAAGCCAGCGGCCUUCGACCAGCGACUAGCCAUGAUGUGGGCGUUCGCUCGUGACGUACAACGGGCGCUAAGGGGAGAAGAAGACGAAUGUCCCGACGAGGUGUUGGCUUCCGGUCCGGGACCGAAGCCACACACCACCAACAAUCCAGAGGCGGAACAAAAGCCGGGACAGCAAGGACCGGAUAUCAGCGUCGACAUCGCACUAACAUCUAAACCCUUCUUCCACGAAAAGAGCCGGGCAAUCGCCGAGUCCGAGUUCUACAAACCACCGGCUGAAGGAGAAAAGGACACGAUGGAACAAGUCAUCCUAGCAGGCUACGACACGUUAAUCCGCAUCUUCGACCCAAAGUACUACGGCCCUCCUGAUCCGAGCCGGAAGGGGACGCCGAUACAGCAAGCGCUUGAUCCGUUCUUUUCGCGGGCCAAGUUAAGGGUGACGAUGCGACCGGAUGAUGAGUGGGGAAGCAAGCAGGAGCAGCUGGCGCAUCUGGAGAGCUUGUUGAGCGAGGAGGGCCUGGCGAAAAUGGGCGGGAGUAAGGAGUGGAAGGAUAGGAUUGAGUUGGUGGAGGGGAGGAAGGAUGGGGAGGAGAUUGUGAGUAGUACUUAUGCGAGGCAGGCGGCGGAGAGGGAGGAGUGGGGGAAGUUGACAAGGUUGGUGUCGCCUGGGGUUGGGAAGUGGAUUGAGGGGGAGAGGUUGUAUGUUGUUGAUGUGAAGCCGGGGGAUGUUGACUAGGCGUCUUGAUGGUGGUCAGAGACAUGAUGGUAGACAUGAUGGUAGAAUUGGCCCAGGUAGACCGACAAUUUUCGUUGAAGAUCGACCAGGCGUAUCAGCCGCUGAGUUCCGAAUAGCAUCCAGCGACGCCGGCGACCUCGCCAUGUUUGCGCCAUCACAGGCCCUUGAUAUGAAUGCACUGGUGUUGUGUC